Molecule: messenger RNA, 648 nt
Organism: Selaginella moellendorffii
Lineage: Eukaryota; Viridiplantae; Streptophyta; Lycopodiopsida; Selaginellales; Selaginellaceae
Product: mitochondrial inner membrane protease subunit 1
Exons: 4
Coding region: 14-484 (156 amino acids)
Cellular component (GO): mitochondrial inner membrane peptidase complex; membrane
Molecular function (GO): serine-type endopeptidase activity
Source: RefSeq, a predicted model, not a curated record
UGCCAGGGCAACGAUGCUAUGGAAGAGCUUGAGCGAUGUGGCUGGGCGAGGCGCUGCGAUUGUGCAAUGUGUGUGCUUUAUGGAUGUCUUCUCCAAUCACGUCCUCCAGAUUCAACAGUGCAUUGGACCCAGUAUGCUUCCAACGUUUAAUAUACGAGGGGACAUCCUGGUGACCGAGCGAUUGUCGGUAAAGCUUGGGAAAAUCAGAGUCGGGGACGUUGUCAUGGCGAGAUCACCAUCCGAUCCACGCAUGGUAGUCUGCAAGAGAAUCCUUGGCCUGGAGGGUGACACCAUCACUGUGUUCUAUCAUUUGCAGAUACCGAAGGGACAUGUCUGGCUUCAAGGGGAUAACUUCCACAAGUCGAGAGACUCGCGGGAGUAUGGGCCAGUGCCUUCUGCAUUGCUCCAGGGCAGGGUGUUUUACCGGAUUUGGCCCCCUCAAGGUUGGGGUUUUGUGGGUAGGAUACCAUCGCAAUCUGUGUAAGUUGGAGAGGGAUUUAGACCGUCAGGAAUGAAAAUUGUGUUGUCAUCAAGACUCUAGUAUCUUAUCCUCCAGCAGCUCCGGAGCAACUUUACAUCUUUAUCUCCUAAUAGGGAGCUCUUGAUCCAUAUCUGAAAUAGUGAUGGAAAGCUCAGGCUUGGAGAGUC